Molecule: messenger RNA, 1690 nt
Organism: Hibiscus syriacus
Lineage: Eukaryota; Viridiplantae; Streptophyta; Magnoliopsida; Malvales; Malvaceae
Product: serine/threonine-protein kinase SRK2B-like
Exons: 10
Coding region: 241-1311 (356 amino acids)
Biological process (GO): protein phosphorylation; intracellular signal transduction
Cellular component (GO): nucleus
Molecular function (GO): ATP binding; protein serine/threonine kinase activity
Source: RefSeq, a predicted model, not a curated record
GAUAUCAUUCUUCUGAUUCAUUAUCCCCACACUCUCUUUCCUAAAUAAAUAAAUAAAUAAUAUAUAGACAUACCUCCCUUUAUAAAGCACUGAUUUUGUUGCUGUCUUUCCAGACUUUAAAAAUUCCAUAUUCUUUACUUUUCCUUCAAAUCUCUCCAAAUCUCCCUCCUCCACCUACACUUCAACCACCUUCACCUCCGCCACCCGCCACCGCUUCCAGUUUCGAAAAAGAGAAAAAAGAUGGAGAAGUACGAGCUGGUAAAAGACAUAGGAUCUGGGAACUUUGGUGUAGCCAGGCUGAUGCGUAACAAGGAAACCAAAGAACUCGUCGCCAUGAAGUAUAUCGACCGUGGGCAUAAGAUUGAUGAGAAUGUGGCAAGAGAGAUAAUAAACCAUAGAUCGCUCCGUCAUCCUAACAUAAUUCGGUUCAAAGAGGUUGUUUUGACUCCUACACAUCUUGCAAUUGUGAUGGAGUAUGCAGCUGGUGGUGAACUCUUUGAGCGAAUUUGCAACGCUGGCAGGUUUAGUGAAGAUGAGGCCAGAUAUUUUUUCCAACAGCUGAUCUCAGGAGUUAGCUAUUGUCAUUCCAUGCAAAUAUGCCACCGAGAUUUGAAGUUAGAGAAUACCUUGUUGGAUGGGAGCCCUGCUCCUCGUCUGAAAAUCUGUGAUUUUGGUUACUCAAAGUCAUCUCUGCUGCAUUCAAGACCCAAGUCAACGGUUGGUACUCCAGCUUAUAUUGCACCAGAAGUUCUUUCUCGGAGAGAAUAUGAUGGCAAGAUGGCAGAUGUAUGGUCAUGUGGAGUGACUCUUUAUGUUAUGUUGGUUGGUGCUUACCCAUUUGAGGAUCAAGAGGAUCCAAAGAAUUUUAGGAAAACUAUUAGUAGAAUAAUGUCAGUUCAAUACAAAAUCCCAGACUAUGUACACAUAUCUCAAGAUUGCAAGCAUCUCCUUUCUCACAUAUUUGUUGCUAGCCCCUCCAGGAGAAUCAGUAUCAAAGAUAUCAAGAGCCAUCCAUGGUUUUUGAAGAACUUGCCCAGGGAGCUGACAGAAGCAGCUCAAGCUAUCUAUUACAGGAAAGACAACCCAACUUUCUCCCUUCAAAGUGUCGAGGAAAUCAUGAAAAUAGUUGAAGAGGCUAAAGUAGCUCCUCGAGUAUCACGGUCUAUUGGAGGCUUUGGCUGGGGUGGAGAAGAAGAUGAGGAUGCAAGGGAAGAAGAUGCAGAGCAAGAGGAAGAGGAAGAAGAAGACGAAGACGAGUACGAGAAGACAGUCAAGGAAGUACAUGCUAGUGGAGAAGUUCAUGUCUCUUGAACGUUAUAAGUAUAUGCUUUUCAAUCCAUGUUACGCGUUUAGUCGCGUGUUUAUAUGAUGUUGGUUUCUACCUAAGACCUGGUGUUGAAUAAACAAUUUGUAAAUUAGUGUCUUGGGCAAGAACUUUGUGGAGUCUUAGCGUAUGAUUGUUUAGGGUGUGCUACUGAUGUUGGAAGUUGGAGCUACUGGAUUUUGAAGCCUACCCAAAUUGGAUCAGCUUUACAAUUGUGGGUUAUAAACGGUCUAUACUUUUAGAGUAUAAUGGAAGAUAUGCGAGUCUUGUAAGUUGAUUUCUUUCCAUAAAAUCUUAUGCCAGAAAGGAUUGACUCAUUGAAAUGUUAAAAACCAGCAUUUAUAUAUUAUACUUGUUCCUGUUUUC